GUCUCCUGUGCGUCUGCGCGGGAAGUGGAAACCAGCGAGGAGGCGAAGCGGUGUGAGGUCCGUUGGACCGGCAGCGUCGGCUGCUUUGGGUCUGUCCUCGCGGCUAAGCCCGCAGCCCGACCCCUCCGCCGCCAUGCCCAUGAAGGGCCGCUUCCCGAUCCGCCGCACCCUCCAGUACCUGGGCCAGGGAGACAUAGUGUUCAAGGACUCAGUGAAGGUCAUGACGGUGAACUACAACACGCACGGGGAGCUGGGCGAGGGCGCCAGGAAGUUUGUGUUUUUCAACAUACCUCAGAUCCAGUACAAAAAUCCUUGGGUACAGAUUAUGAUGUUUAAGAACAUGACGCCGUCCCCCUUCCUGCGGUUCUAUUUGGAUUCCGGGGAGCAGGUCCUCGUGGAUGUGGAGACCAAGAGCAAUAAGGAGAUCAUGGAGCACAUCAAGAAAAUCCUAGGGAAGAACAAGGAAACCCUGGAGAAGGCGGAGCAGGAGAAAAAGCAGCUUUCUCACCCAGCCCACUUUGGGCCCCGAAAGUACUGCCUGCGGGAGUGUAUCUGCGAGGUGGAAGGGCAGGUUCCCUGCCCGGGCCUGGUGCCCUUACCCAAGGAGCUGACGGGGAAGUACAAAGCAAUGCUGAAGGCCAGCACCCAGGACUGAGGCCCCAGGCCACACCCAGGGAGGCCUCUGGUUCUGUCCCUGACGGGACUCUGAAAGAUCUCUUUGCCAUGAGAGGGUCCCCUUCGCACACCUGUGUGAAAGGACGUGGCAGGGUCGGGGGAGUAUCUCCGCUCUAUCAGGUCAAUAAAAUGCGUCCUCUCCCCGG
Zalophus californianus (California sea lion) is the source of this 821-nucleotide messenger RNA. It is a transcript of the gene MRPS25, whose product is annotated as mitochondrial ribosomal protein S25. NCBI's taxonomy places the organism in Eukaryota, Metazoa, Chordata, Mammalia, Carnivora, Otariidae. Gene Ontology annotation, cellular component: mitochondrion. The record is from RefSeq and is a predicted model, not a curated record. The coding region runs from base 134 to 655 and encodes 173 amino acids. Gene Ontology annotation, molecular function: structural constituent of ribosome. The transcript is spliced from 4 exons.